Triplophysa dalaica is the source of this 3560-nucleotide messenger RNA. RefSeq lists its product as uncharacterized. The record is from RefSeq and is a predicted model, not a curated record. Lineage: Eukaryota; Metazoa; Chordata; Actinopteri; Cypriniformes; Nemacheilidae. The coding region runs from base 104 to 820 and encodes 238 amino acids. The transcript is spliced from 3 exons.
UGGUGACGUCAAGAUGAAUCUUGUGCUCUGAUCGUCUGAGUUGGAUGCGACAUUACAGUCGAUACAUUAUUGACACUAGAAUAAGUGAAUAGUUUGUGUGAAGAUGUCAGUCAGAUGUCUCUCCUCGCUGUUCGUGGUGUUGAUGGUCGUUUCGAUCGGCGCUGUUUCAGGUGCUACUGGUCUGAAAUGUUAUCUGGGCGAUGAAGUUAGUUUUAAACCGAACCCUACACUGUCAUCUGGAAGCACCAUUACCUGGAAAUUCUGGUCUGCUGUUGGGAGUGUGAUUCGAGUGAUUGAAUUUGAUCACGGCGAAUCUACACAUCCUCAUAAUCCUCUCUUUAAAGAGUCCAUAGCAGCAGACAAGUACACUGGGGAACUGACUUUAAAACAUGUUAAGAAAGACCACAGUGGACUCUAUUACUUUGAGAUCAACGGCAAAGAGCAUCAGCAGAAGUUCACAUUACAGGUUAUGGGUUUGCCUCCUAAACUGAAGAUGGUGAAAGAGAGAGAUUCUGUCUCUCUACACAUUGAUGUUACUGAAGAACAGAGAAAUGAGAAGAUACACUGGAAGAUCAAACACAACAACUCUCUUGUAGCUGAAAUCAUUACAGAGAAUAGAAAGAUCUCAACACCUUUUAUUGAAGAGAGAUUCAGAGACAGACUGAAGCUGGAUGAUCAGACUGGAGAUCUCAUCAUCACACACAUGAAGAAUGAAGACUCUGGACAGUAUGAAGCAGAUGUCACCAUCGGCAGCAUCACACACACUAUACACGAGACAUUCAGUUUCACUGACUCAGGUGAGGAGAUCUCUUCAAUAUAAUUAAAGUAUUUUCAUAAAAGUUUCGUCUUACUUUAGAUUAAAGCAUUGUGCAAAGACAAUAUUUCUACAAAGUUAAUUUCAAUAAAUCUGUCACAGUAAUAUUUAAAUACAGUCGAUCAGUAUUUGUUUCACAGUUAGUAAUGUCCUGAAAAUUCAUAUUUACACUUUAACACCUGCUGUGAAUACACAGUAAUGCAUGACAUCAACACAAUCAUUCUGAACAUCAUUCACUUAUUACACCUGACAUAUAUAUAUAUUUUUAAAUAAUGUUUUCUUGCUGUUUGAUUCAUUCAUAGAUCAAAUAAUAUUUAAUGUUGAUUGUAGCAGAACACAUUUACUGAUCAUCAAGACUCAAAGAGUGCGUUUACAUGCACAGUCUUACUCCCAUUAUGUUUAAUAAACUGAUAACAAGUAAGGUCAUGUAAACGUAUAAAACACUUUUCUUUUAUCAGUGAAAGUUCAUAAACUGUGUAAGUGAAACCCGCUCGCCAGAGGUAGUUUUUUGCCCAUUACUCACAUUUCACGCUGCAUGUAAACGCCUUUGCCGGUUUUCUCUCAGUUUUGUUUAUGUCACAUGUCUGACAGUGCAAUAGUAAAAGUCCCAAACUGAAGUAAAAGUAAAGUAACGCAUAAAUGUUCGCUCUCGAAUAGGCCUGCACGAUUAAUCGUUUUUAAACCGAAAUCGCAAUUUGAAGGGGUGCGAUGUUCAAAUCGCAAAAGCUGCGAUUAUUUCGAUUAAAAGGGCUUUAAAUAGGAUAUUGCACCUACGUAGUAUUUGACAGCAAUUUUACGUUUAUCCAAUUGGGAGCAUUUUAACACUUUAGUGAUGCGCGGAUGGCGGUUAUAUCCGUGGGCGCUGUGGAUGGAUGAUCCGCGGGGCGGGUAAUAAAAAAUACAUUCUGAUUAAUUGCGGGUGGGUCGCGUGUGUAUGAUAUCAUAUACAAUAUUAACAAAAUUUAUCAUAAAAUACGAACAUGUUUUAAAUGCAUUUUUAAUCAGGCGCUAAUUUGCAGUAAUUUAAAACAAAUGCGCGCGUGGCGGCGGUACAUUUAGGGUCUAUUUCUUAAAGCAGAAAUGGAGGCAAAACGGAUCCGAGAGGAAUUUAAAAAGGGAGAAUUAAAAACAAAACAAAAGGAAGGAAAGAAAAGUACCGUGUGGGAGCGUUUCAGCGAAGUGGUUUAACGAAUCAAGUGCUGGGUAUGUAAUAUGCAACGACAGUGAGACAGUGUAUAUAUAUGAAAGCCAUAAGACUGGUACCUCUUAUAUGGUACAUCAUGUGUGUGCUAAAUCGAAAGAUUAGAUUUAGGCAUUUACAGACAAAGACAGUGCUAGAAAAUUUACUGAGUAAUUAAAGUAACGAUCGGGUCCGGAUAUCUAUAUCAGAGAAAACUAUACGUGCGGGCGGGUGGAUAAUUUAUCGAAGCAGCGGAUGCGGGUGACAUUUUAGCUUAUCCGCGCAUCUCUACUGUACAUGCUUUGAAUUAGCAAAGAACAUCAUUUGGGAAAGAUGAGCGCGACCGGGAGCAGCAGUUCAAAUUCGCAACAAAGUAACGUUAUGUCUGCUGAAGCGCAAAGUCCUGCAGCAGCAGACGACUUGGUACCUAAAAGAAAAAGCAACGCUUAUGUUUGGAAAGUCCGUGUCGACCUCGCGACACGAUUGCUCACGCGUUUGAAAUAAGCACACUGUACGACACAUUUUCACAAAGGUAGGCCAAAAUAAUAGACGCCAUACAUAACUGUAAUUGUUUACAGUGGGUUUGGGAUCUUAAAAGUUUAAGGUUUUAUUUUUAAUUGUUAAUUUAAGUACUUAAGAUACUGCUGUUAUUCUCUUAAUUUGUCAUGACAUUUUUUGCAUGACAACUUUAUUUAGAAAAAUGGCCAGGUGCUGGAAUUUCUUUUAUAUCGCCCGAAUAUGAAAAUCUGAAAUCUGUCAUGUCAACAUCAUCUUGUGACCCACAACAUCAUAUUUAUGAAUUAAACCAUUUUAUUGCAAGUUAUAGUUUUGUAUUAAUCUGUUCUGGGCUCUAGACUCAUUUUACUGCUUGUCGCACUGCUGUGACUCACUUUCUCAGUUGGUCGCACCCGUUUUUAUAGCAUUAUCAUAAUGACCUUGACCAUACCAUAAUGAACUUCAUUCAAGUUAUUUAUUUGGCAAUAAAAUUAUCUGACACAAAUAUAACUUGUCACUCUUCACAAUCCUUCUUUGUUUCCCUUUCUUUUCUUUCCUGUUGGUUUUCACAGCUGUAGGACAUCAGAAUUUGACAUCAAUGAUCCGUCUGAGAAUCUGUCCUGUGAUGCUUUUAUGCCUCUCUGUCUGCCCAACACCAAAUGAAGUUGAACACACACUUUAGUUUGGAGACAGAGGGAGUGCACAAGCUCUCUGAUCGCUCUUUCCUGCACUUAUCACAAGCGCGUCAUUCACUCAUAAAUCACAUGAAAUGUUCAAAUAAAUCUUUGGCAGGGCAACUCGCACCGAUGCAACCCUGUUGACCUCGCAUGUUAUAAAAAUACGAUCGCAUUUGUGAGCAUUUUGGAGGCAGUCUAGAGUCCUGCUCUCAUAUGUUCUUCAAACAAUCUGUGUCACUGCAUUCAGAAAACUGAAAAUAUGUUUAUAUAUCAGUGCUGACCGCUUGUGUCUGACUCACAUGACACUGUUUUACUAACAGAGUUUUACUAACUCUUUCUCUUUUCCUCUUUCUGUUUGUUCUGUGGGUUUGUCUCUUAAAGUGAAGAUGGUGAA